Molecule: messenger RNA, 591 nt
Organism: Vicia faba (fava bean)
Lineage: Eukaryota; Viridiplantae; Streptophyta; Magnoliopsida; Fabales; Fabaceae
Source: the annotation of a GenBank genome assembly
AUGAUAUUGAUCCGUGAGUUGCAGCAGCAGGAUUUAGAGAUGGAUAGAUUUCUCAAACUGCAGGGUGAGCAAUUGCGACAAACGGUUUUAGAGAAAGUUCAAGCUACACAACUACAAUGCGUUUCAAUCAUCGAAGACAAGGUCAUUCAGAAGCUUCGUGAGAAAGACACCGAAGUAGAAAACAUCAACAAACGAAACAUGGAGCUUGAAGACCAAAUGGAGCAGUUGAGUGCAGAAGCAGGUGUUUGGCAACAGCGAGCCAAAUACAACGAAAACAUGAUUGCUGCUCUCAAGUUCAACCUUCAACAAGCAUAUCUCCAAACUAGAGACAGUAAAGAAGGAUGUGGCGACAGCGAAGUCGACGAUACAGCUUCUUGCUGUAACGGACGUUCACUUGAUUUCCAUCUCCUCUCGAACGAAAACUCCAAUAUGAAAGAAGCGAUGAAAUGUAAGGCUUGCAGAGUCAACGAAGUGACCAUGGUUUUAUUACCGUGUAAGCAUCUUUGCCUCUGUAAAGAUUGUGAAAGUAAGCUUAGUUUUUGUCCUCUAUGUCAAUCCUCCAAAUUCAUAGGCAUGGAGGUUUACAUGUAA